This is a messenger RNA of Papaver somniferum (opium poppy), 1130 nucleotides long. RefSeq lists its product as uncharacterized. The transcript has 6 exons. The record is from RefSeq and is a predicted model, not a curated record. NCBI's taxonomy places the organism in Eukaryota, Viridiplantae, Streptophyta, Magnoliopsida, Ranunculales, Papaveraceae. The coding region runs from base 111 to 983 and encodes 290 amino acids.
UUUUGCUCUAUAUCCUCUCCUCUCUGUCUUCAGAGGCCGAUGGCUUAAAAAAGGAGCAUCUUUUCACAUCAAUUCCAGUUAGGGCUUAUUACUUAUCCGAUAGUAUUGAUAUGGAAGGGUUAAUGGUUGAGAAUCAAGCCAAUUUGGUCCCCCAUACUCCAGGAACUGGCAGAUAUGCUGUUCUAAAAUUUGACGACCUUACUAAUUCUCGUGCUCCUCGAGAUUUGGGGGCUAAGUUAAUUGGAAUUUCUCACUCUUACAUGGUGGUUUUCCCAUAUGGAUCCGUCACGAUGUUUAAUGUGCAUGAUCACGAAAUUGAUAGGCACCUGGAAAUUAUCAAAAGACAUGCUUCAGGGUCGCUGUCUGAAAUGUUUAAGUGCAGUGGAGACUUGCCGGUGCCACGGAAUUACUUCGAUUACGAGGUGAGAGAAAAGCCGGAUUUACAAACGUGGAUGCAAGGUGGGCCAAACUAUAUAAUGCUGCAGCACUUGAACAUUGAUGGUAUCUGUACGAUUGGUAGUGUUCUUGGCCAAAGUGUUGCUCUUGAUUACUACUGUCGCCUGGUUGAUCAAUUGGUUAACGAAUAUUCAGGCGUAAAUUUUCGAUUGGAGGCAAGUGGUGAUUGUAAAAAAGGGAUAAAGCAGUCGAUACUGCUCGGCGAAAUGGAGGACAUUGCAAUUGCUAUUUAUAGGUUUGGGCUAUCUGAGAGAUUUUGCAGGUUGUUUUCUAUGGUCCAUCUUGUUGUGUACAGAAGAGCUAAAGCUUCUGCUUCUUCUGCUGUUGAUGUUCUGAAGAUGCCCUUUCCUGUUUCCUUUCCUGUACCUAGCCAAUCACGCAACACAAACCCAAAUCCUGCAUUAGUAUUUUUAGACACCCAAGAAGCAUCACAAUUCAGUUUAAUGAUGUCUCUACUAGGGAAGAUCCAGUGUACAUUCUUUGCAGUAUUUUUUCUGUGUUUAUGUAAGUUAAUGCUGCUACUGUGAGGGUGCCAGUAAGUGAAGUGACGAGAAAUGUCUACUGCAAGUUGUUCAGGUUUUCGUUCUUUUUUUUAACACUCUUACGCAUCUCUCUUUCCAAAUGAACCAACAUUUGGUUGCAGCCAAUGCCAUUGAAAUGGAAUUGGUAUCUCU